AGGCAGAGGCAGUCAUAGGUUGGACCGUUGGAAACUUGGAAUAUUAUGUUUGGGAAUGUCAAUUUUGUCAAAUUCAAUCAAUCCACUUAUUAGAUUGCUUCCUUCCAACACCCGCCAAAUAGGUUCCCUUCAGUGGAAAACCCGCCAACCUCGGACUUUUCCACCAAAAUCAUUUUAGUGACUUUCCCCAAAUAGAAAAUCCCAUGUCCCAACAACGUUCUUCCCCAUAAUCAAACAUGGCACCUCCAGACCGAGGCUAAGAAACAGAUCGCUGGAGCUUCGGGGAUGCAGCAACAAAAAAUGGAGCAACCUGAAGAGGAGCUGAAGGAGCAAUUGCAGACAAUGGAGGUACAAAGAGAUCGAGAAGUUGAUGAACAGAGAGAGAUGAAAAAGGUGGCAGAUGCGGCCAACAUGAGGCUUAGUGAAGAAUUGUCAACUCAGAAGGGAGCUGGGGUGCAUUCGGAAUUGAAUUCGGUGAAGGAUUUAUUGUCUGAUGCAAGGCAAGAUUGGAAGAGUAAAGAGGAGAAUAUUGAGUCUUUGAAACUUGAACUUGGAAAGGCCAAAGAUGUGGAACUCAGACUGGCAAAGAAUGCGAAAACCUCCGAGGCUCCCACACAGACUUCGCUGUCUCAAGGCGCAGAACGAAUUCGUGAAUUGGAGCUCAAAGCAGAUAAAGCGAAAACCUCCGAGGCUCAGACAAAGGCUUUGUUAGCUGAAAGUAAAAAAAGAAUUCGGGAAUUGGACGUCAAACUGGCAGAGAAUUUGAAGUCCUCUGAGGCAGAGGCUCACACAAAGGCUUUGUUGUUUGCAAGCGAAAAAAAAGUUCGGGAUUUGGAGCUCAAACUGGCAGAGAAGGUGGAAACCUCCGAGCCUCACACCAAGGCUUUAUUGUCUGAAAGGGAUGGAAGAAUUCAGGAAUUGGAGCUCAAACUGGCAGAGAAGGUGGAAACCUCAGAAGCUCGCAUGAAGGCUUUAUUGUAUGAAAGGGAAUUAAGAAUUCAGGAAUUGGAGUUCAAACUGGCAGAGGUUAUGAAGUCCUCUGAGGCAGAGGCUCACACAAAGACUUUAUUGUCUGAGAGUGAAGAAAGAAAUCGGGAAUUGGAGCUCAAACUGGCAGAGGUUAUGAAGUCCUCUGAGGCAGAGGCUCACACAAAGACUUUAUUGUCUGAGAGUGAAGAAAGAAUUCAGGAAUUGGAGCACAAACUGGCAGAGAAUGUGGAAACCUCUGACGCUCACACCAAAGCUUUAUUGUCCGAAGGGGAAGGAAUAAUUCGGGAAUUGGAGCUCAAACUGGCAGAGAAUGUGGAAACCUCUGAGGCUGACACGAAGGCUUUAUUGUCCGAAAGUGACGAGAGAAUUCGGGAGUUGGAGAUGGAAAUAGAGAAGAGAAAGCAAUCAGAAGCAAGAAUUCUUGAUUCAUUGAUCACCCAGACAAACCAACUUGAGCAAACCAAGGUUUUGCUUGAAGAGGCAAAGUUUGAAAUUGCUUCGAUUCACAACAAAUUGGAGAAAGGGGAAGAGGAAUCUGCUCAAAAUAGUCAAGAGCGUAGUACGUAUCAUUAUCAUGAUCACCUCGAAAAUAAUCUUUCCAAGAAGGAGGAACUAGAGAGUCUAAAGUCUGAGAUUCAGCUAACAAAGGAGAGUCUGGUUGAUGCCCAAAAGAAGGAGCAACUUGCUUCAUCCAAGGGACAGAAAUUACUUGAGGAGAUGGGAGUGCUUAAACGUGAACUGAAGUUGACAGCGGAAGCUGAAGAAAACGGAAAGAAGGCAAUGGAUGACUUGGCUUUUGCACUGAAAGAAGUUGCAACAGAAGCCAACCAGUUGAAAGAUAAACUCUGCGUGACCCAAGCAGAGUUAGAGCACUCAAGAUCACAAGAAGAAUGCUUGAAUACGAUGUUAAAGAGCAGUGAGGAAAGUUAUAAAGCACUAUUGGAUGAAGCAAAGAAAGAAGCUGAGAGGUACAAAAAUACUGCUGCCAGGUUGAAAAUAGAACACGAGGAGUCAGUUUUGGCAUGGAGCGGGAAAGAAACUGGAUUUGUUGAUUGCAUUAGAAGAGCUGAAGAAGAUAGAUAUGCUGCACAGCAAGAGAACUUUAGAUUGCAUGAGUUGCUUCUGGAGACGGAUAACAGGGCCAUGGUAUCAAAGGAAGAAAAUAGCAAGUUGCGAGACAUACUUAAACAGGCCUUAAAUGAAGCAAAUGUUGCAAAAGGAGCUACAGCCAUUGCUCAAGCCGAAAAUUCUCAGCUGAAAGAUACCCUGACUGAAAAGGAGGAUGCCUUGAAUUUCCUUACCCGCGAAAACGAAAAUUAUAGGGUAAAUGAAAUUGCAGCUCAUGAAAACAUUAAGGAGUUAAAGCGGUUGCUCAUUGAAUCGUCGAAGAAGGAGGAGAAAGAGAAAUCGCCAUCAAAGGAAAAGGAGUCGAAAAAGGAGGCUAAGGAGAAACUAUCUUCAAAGGAAGUGAAGAAGGAGGUCAAGGAGAAAAAACCACUGAAGGAGUUAAAAAAGGAGGAUGCCGGUAAAGAGAAACCACCAUUAUCAGGGGAUGCAAAAAAGGAAGAUAAAGAGAAAACAUCAUCAAAGGAGGAUAAGGAGGCUGCAGCAUCUCAAAAUGGAGGCUUAUUUGGCAAAGUUUUCAGUUUCAAUCUUAAGGAGCUCAAAAUUUCAAACACACACGAGGAAGUUGAUGAUGAUGAUGAUGAGAUUGAAAUAGAUGAGGCUCUCAAAGGCUCGAUAUUCGAGGUAGAUUCACCAGGCUCAGCUACGCAUCACCGGAGAAAUUCUUCUUUUACAUUCACAGAUGAUGGAGAAACACUCCAUUCAGAUGAUUAUGAUCAUCUAGAUGGGACUCAAGCUGAAAACUCAAGGAAGAAGAAAGCGUUGCUGCGAAGAUUUGGAGAUCUUAUAAAGAGAAGUACUACUUAUACCAAAAAGGAACCAUCACCAUCACCAGAUACCAAAAAGGAACCAUCACCAUCACAGGAUGCCAAAGACGAAACGUCGCCGACGAACAAGGAAGCUUCCCCAGAAUAGACAAGCUGCAUUUUGGUGAUACUCUUUGAGUUUUGAUACCAAGUAGUUUAAUCUGAUUCUUUCUGUAACAUAUUUCAUCUAGUUUGUAUGUAAGAGUGCAUCAAAGAAUAUGAUCCAAAGAUGUAAAAAGAAACAACACUUAUUUAGAACAGUCCAUUAUUAGACAUCA
Molecule: messenger RNA, 3199 nt
Organism: Prunus avium (sweet cherry)
Lineage: Eukaryota; Viridiplantae; Streptophyta; Magnoliopsida; Rosales; Rosaceae
Source: RefSeq, a predicted model, not a curated record